Physeter macrocephalus (sperm whale) is the source of this 1440-nucleotide messenger RNA. RefSeq names its product WD repeat domain 25 (gene WDR25). Gene Ontology annotation, molecular function: protein binding. The record is from RefSeq and is a predicted model, not a curated record. The transcript has 6 exons. Bases 359 to 1198 code for a protein of 279 amino acids. Lineage: Eukaryota; Metazoa; Chordata; Mammalia; Artiodactyla; Physeteridae.
CAUAAUGGAAUUUCUUAUAAUCAAUGAUAAAGCUAAAAAUCUUAAAUGCAGCCAGAGAGGGAGAAAAAGACAAGUUACGUACAGAGGAACAAAGAUAAGAAUGGCAACAGACCUCUUACUGGAAAUGAUGCCAGUGGAACAGCAUAUACUUAAAGUACCAAAAGAAAACAAACAGACCACUGCUAACCCAAAAUUCAAAACCCAGCAAAACAUCUUUUUAAAACAAAGGCAAAAUACUGUUUUAGACAUUUAAAAGUUGAAGCAGUUCAUUUCCAGCAGACCUGCACUAAAGGAAAUGUUAAAGUUCUUGAAACAGAAAGAAAAUGAUGCCAGAUAGAAAUUGCAUCUUCACAGAGGAAUGAUGAGCACCGGAAAUGGUGAAUAUGUGUGGAACGCCGUGGACUCGGGAAGCUGCUUGCAGACCUACUCCCUGCACAGCGAGGCGGUGCGGGCCGCCCGGUGGUCCCCCUGUGGCCGGCGCAUCCUCAGUGGUGGCUUCGACUUCGCCCUGCACCUAACAGACCUCGAAACAGGAACCCAGCUAUUCAGUGGUCAAAGUGACUUUAGAAUCACUACCUUGAAAUUUCAUCCAAGAGACCACAGCGUUUUCGUAUGUGGCGGCUUCAGCUCUGAAAUGAAAGCUUGGGACAUAAGGACCAGCAAGGUGGUGAGAAGCUACAAGGCCACCAUCCAGCAGACCCUGGACAUCCUCUUCCUCCGGGAAGGCUCCGAGUUUCUGAGCAGCACAGAUGCUUCGAGCCGGGACUCUGCCGACCGCACCAUUAUUGCCUGGGAUUUCCGGAGCUCCGCCAAAAUCUCCAACCAGAUUUUCCACGAGAGGUACACCUGCCCCAGCCUCACCUUGCACCCGAGGGAGCCUGUGUUCCUGGCACAGACCAACGGCAACUACCUGGCCCUCUUCUCUGCCGUGUGGCCCUACCGGAUGAGCAGGAGGCGGCGCUACGAGGGGCACAAGGUGGAGGGCUACUCGGUGGGCUGUGAGUGCUCUCCGGACGGCGACCUGGUGCUGACGGGCAGCGCCGACGGCCGGGUCCAGGCGUACAGCUUCCGCACGGCCGGCCGCGCCCGCACGCUGCGCGGGCACACGCAGGCCUGUGUGGGCGCCACCUUCCACCCCGUGCUGCCCUCCGCCCUCGCCACCUGCUCCUGGGAGGGUGACGUUAAGAUCUGGCACUGAGCCUCCCAGCGUGGAACCUUCCGGACACCGGCCGGGGUGGGUGGGUGUGUGAGAUGAGGAGGACCUGAGGUUGGCUUCGGCGUCAGGCUUGGGUGGACGCUGCCUCCUCCGCCCUCUGAGCCUCAGUGUCCUCAUCUGUAAAACGGGGACAAGCAUCCGUGUGUCUUGGGGUUCCAAGGACUUCAUUAGCAAAAGCACCUGGCGUGCUGCCGGUAAAUGCGCAAUAAACGUGCGUGUUUUGC